AAUUUCUGACACAUAGGAAGAAAAAAAAAGAGGAGGAGAUAACGAAAGAAGUUUGACGUUUAGGAAAACAGUCCCAUUUGCUCCGAAGGAGAAGAACGAGCCAAACUGCGGACGCUAGGAUUUGAAUCGGUUUAGUUCACUUGCAGCCCUUGCAAGCGCGUGCCAGUGAGGUGUUUAUUUGCUUUUUGGGGAGUUUUUUUUGGAAGUCUGGCGGCGACAUAUGUUCAGUUUCCCCUGCAGCCGCGGAGCAGAUUGGCGGCGGAGGCUGAAUUCCAGUGUCUCUGUAUCUUUUGAAUGGAAGUGCUCGGCUGUCAGCGGAGUAAAGCUCAAUAUCGUGGUAACGCGCGACUGUCAGGUUGAAGAAGUGCAGCAGUGGCUCGCGCUCGACUCAAAAACCCUACGGCUUGUUUUCAUAUCAGCCCGAACCUUCCUCAUGUUUACUGGAUAAACAUUUGAGUUGUAUGCCAACUGCGUCUAAGUUACCCCGCCUUGACACUUUGGACGGACUCGUGUGGGGAAGAGGAGUGCUUUAUUAUCGCGUGUGUUGUUCAUUUGUAACGCGAGCUCAGCUGGAUUGCUUCUCGUGCACGAGCCCAACCGAAACAUGCCAGUCAGGAAAAAAGAUGCAGAGCGGGCUUUGUUUCUGCUGGAGGAAUACCGGUCAAAACUCAGUAACACUGAAGACAAACAGCUGAGAAACUCCAUCCAGAGAGUCAUUGACAUCUUCCAGAGUAACCUCUUCCAGGCGCUCAUAGAUAUCCAGGAAUUUUACGAAGUGACCUUAUUGGAUAACCAGAGAUAUGGGGAAUCAGUGAAAGUGCCCGAUGCCAUGCCCCCGGUGAACCUGUGGGAUUUCUCCAGCAUUCAAAGCGCAACAGUGACUUCAGAUACCCUGCCCAGCCUUAGCACCAGCAUAGAGGACUCUUCUCUCCUAAAUGAAAUUCUUCAUGUGCUCGCUAAAGCGAAAUCCUCCCCCAGUGAGCUGGACCAAAAGUACAGGCACCAUGAUGAGGACACAGGAUCUCCACAGGAGCAGAGCUCGCCACAGCUUACUGAUGAGGCUCCCAGGCCAGAACUGGUCCAGGUGGCCGAGAAAAACCUAUCCCAGAUUGAAAACGUCCAUGGCUACGUAGCACAUGCACAUAUCUCCCCAAUGAAGGUUGAAUCACUGGAAUGCAUCUUCGAUGGGGCAUCUACUGUAGUGAAUGAGGAGAGUCCUCCUCCUCCUACUACUUCCCUCUCCAACCCGUACCCUCAAAGUCCUGUGACCGUCCAGCAGACAGAUGCUGUCCCACCCUCCACUCUCAUAAUCCCUGUGAUCCCAAUCUCCACUGUCCCUUCGGAGCCCGCUGUCAUCCCUCCACCGACGUCACAGGCAAAUCCUCCCCCUGUUGUGGUAAAUACAGAGAGUUUGGAUUCAGCCCCAUAUGUUAACGGCACAGAGGCUGACUUUGAAUAUGAGGAGAUUUCACUGGAACGGGGUAAUUCAGGCCUGGGCUUCAGUAUCGCUGGUGGCACAGAUAACCCACACAUUGGUGAAGACCCUAGCAUUUUCAUCACCAAAGUCAUCCCAGGGGGUGCUGCUGCUCAGGACGGGAGAUUACGGGUGAAUGAUGUGAUUCUGCGAGUGAAUGAGGUGGACGUAAGGGACGUGACCCACAGUAAAGCUGUAGAGGCAUUAAAGGAGGCGGGGUCACUGGUCAAACUUUAUGUCAGGAGGAGAAAAUCUGCCUCUGAGAAAGUCAUGGAGAUCAAGCUCAUCAAAGGUCCCAAAGGUCUUGGUUUUAGUAUAGCAGGGGGUGUUGAAAAUCAACACAUCCCAGGGGACAAUAGCAUCUACGUCACUAAGAUUAUUGAAGGUGGAGCUGCACACAAAGACGGGAGGCUGCAAAUAGGAGACAAACUUCUUGCAGUGAAUAGCUCCUGCCUGGAGGAGGUUACCCAUGAGCAUGCCGUGACUGCCUUGAAAAAUACUCCAGACGUGGUCUACUUGAAAGUGGCUAAACCCAAUAGUGUCUUUAUGAAUGACAGUUUUGCCCCUCCUGACAUCACCAACUCUUAUUCCCAGCAUAUGGAAAACCAUAUCAGCCCUCCGAGCUAUCUGAGCCAACCCUUGCCCCCGGUGCAUUCUGGACGCUACUCUCCAACCCCAAAGACUGUGAUGGGUGAUGAUGACACCUCCAGCAGAGAGCCCAGGAAGGUGGUACUGCAUCGUGGUUCUACAGGGCUUGGCUUCAACAUUGUGGGUGGAGAGGAUGGAGAGGGCAUCUUUAUCUCUUUCAUCCUGGCUGGAGGCCCUGCAGACCUUUGUGGAGAGCUAAGGAAAGGAGACCGCCUGGUGUCUGUGAAUGGAAUAGACCUACGCAGUGCCACUCAUGAACAGGCUGCCACAGCUCUGAAGAAUGCCGGACAAACUGUCACCAUUGUUGCCCAGUACAGACCAGAGGAGUACAGACGAUUUGAGGCCAAGAUCCAUGACCUGAGAGAGCAGAUGAUGAACAGUAGCAUCAGCUCAGGCUCAGGAUCCCUGAGGACCAGUCAGAAGAGAUCGCUAUACGUCAGAGUGCUGUUUGAUUAUGAUAAAACAAAGGAUUCGGGAUUGCCCAGCCAGGGCCUGAACUUCAAGUUUGGGGAUAUCCUGCAUGUGGUGAACGCUUCAGAUGAUGAGUGGUGGCAGGCACGGCAGGUCACUCCUCAAGGAGAGGUGGAGGAGAUGGGCGUCAUCCCUAGCAAGAGGAGAGUGGAGAAGAAGGAGAGAGCCAGAUUAAAGACAGUAAAAUUCAACUCAAAGUCACGAGAGAAAGGGCAGUCCCUCAAUGACAAGCGUAAAAAGAACCUCUUUUCUCGCAAGUUCCGCUUCUACAAGAACAAGGAGGCGAGUGAGCAGGAAACAAGCGAUGUGGACCAGCAUGUCACCUCUAAUGCCAGUGAUAGUGAGAGUAGUUACCGUAGUCAGGAGGAAUAUGUGCUGUCAUAUGAGCCAGUCUGUCAACAAGAAGUGAACUACUCACGACCAGUGAUUAUCUUGGGUCCGAUGAAAGACAGAGUAAACGAUGACCUUAUAUCAGAAUUCCCUGACAAAUUUGGCUCCUGUGUUCCCCAUACAACAAGGCCAAAGCGGGAUUACGAGGUGGACGGGAGAGACUACCACUUUGUCGUGUCCAGAGAGCAGAUGGAGAGAGAUAUACAGGAGCACAAGUUCAUUGAGGCAGGCCAGUACAACAGUCACCUGUAUGGAACCAGCGUGCAGUCUGUCAGAGAGGUGGCCGAGAAGGGCAAACACUGCAUUCUAGAUGUAUCAGGCAACGCUAUCAAGAGACUGCAAGUUGCUAAGCUUUACCCCAUCGCUAUUUUCAUCAAACCAAAAUCAAUGGAGAACAUUAUGGAGAUGAACAAAAGACUGACAGAGGAACAAGGCAGGAAGACAUACGACAGAGCCAUGAAGCUGGAACAGGAGUUUAUGGAGCACUUCACAGGCAUUGUUCAGGGGGACACUUUGGAAGAGAUCUACGAUCAAGUAAAACAGAUCAUCGAGGAACAAUCUGGGCCAUACAUAUGGGUACAGUCCAAGGAGAAACUAUGAGCACCUUCAAGAGUUUGUCAUCCCUCUCUCUCUGCCUGUUUUAUUUAUUGAUUCUGUUCUUUUUUUGGUCUUUUUUUUUAUCUCAAUUGGGCUUCUCCAAUUGACAACUCAACAAAUUAAUUCCUUAAUCCAACAAACUUCAAUCUCAGUUCAGUCCUGCAUCACCUCCUGACUUCUAGCUCUUCAGUAGCUAUUUAAAGCGAAGAGGAUCUGUCCUCCUCAGAUCUCAACUGCUUCCAAGCUUACAGAAAGCAAAGCUAUGACAGACCAGCAUCUGUUUACCAGAGUUUUGGAAACGGUACAGUUCCUUAAUGUUUAAGGGAGGUUACUUUGUUAGGAAAAAAGUAAAAGUGAUGUAGACUUUCUGAUGCAAGUCUCUUUUAAUUUUUCUUGUUCUAUUCUUUGUUCUUUUUGUGUAAGAUAGUAAUAUGGGGCUGGAGUCUCAGGCAUUGGAUUCAUGAAACGGUGAAAAACACUCACACAAACAAGCAAAACUUUGCACGUUAUAGCUUCUACGACCAUGUGUUCUUUAGCCCUCUUUCUUGUGGUUCAUUUCCACCGUAGUCCCGUACAUUCGGCACAUUGUCAGUUUCUUCUUUUUUUUCCCUUGACUGUUGUAUUGGCAUGCUUAUUGUAUUGGCAUCCUCAUUCUAAAUGUCCACGUUAUGGAGCCAUUGUGUUUAGACGAAGUUGCGCUGCACCGGUAUGAGACGUGUGCCGCCACCGUUAGAAUGUUGGAGUCUACAGUCAGUGUCUUACACAAGAGUACGUGUUUUCAACACAUUGAUUUACAUUUAGGAAAGUCUGCCAUUUGUAAGGAACUGAUAUUUUUAAGAGAUGUCUUCUCACUAAAUAAAAUGCCACUGCUUAUGUGGAAGAAAUUUAUUGUACAAUGAGAUCUUAACAGAUAUUUAACCCUCCAUAAACUGCCUAUUUUGUUAUAAUAAAAGUCUAUAUUGAGCUUUACUUGA
Myxocyprinus asiaticus (Chinese sucker) is the source of this 4554-nucleotide messenger RNA. RefSeq names its product discs large homolog 1-like protein. Lineage: Eukaryota; Metazoa; Chordata; Actinopteri; Cypriniformes; Catostomidae. Gene Ontology annotation, cellular component: neuron projection; neuromuscular junction; postsynaptic density membrane. The transcript has 27 exons. Bases 605 to 3583 code for a protein of 992 amino acids. Gene Ontology annotation, molecular function: kinase binding. The record is from RefSeq and is a predicted model, not a curated record. Gene Ontology annotation, biological process: neurotransmitter receptor localization to postsynaptic specialization membrane; chemical synaptic transmission.